Molecule: messenger RNA, 2888 nt
Organism: Corvus hawaiiensis (hawaiian crow)
Lineage: Eukaryota; Metazoa; Chordata; Aves; Passeriformes; Corvidae
Gene: SP6
Product: Sp6 transcription factor
Exons: 2
Coding region: 225-1352 (375 amino acids)
Biological process (GO): regulation of transcription by RNA polymerase II
Molecular function (GO): DNA-binding transcription factor activity, RNA polymerase II-specific; RNA polymerase II cis-regulatory region sequence-specific DNA binding
Source: RefSeq, a predicted model, not a curated record
GGGGCCGGGGGUGGAGCUGGGCGGGGGGGCGGAGGGAAGAGCCGGCCGCCGGGCUGGGACCCGGCCAUUCCUGCUCGCCCGGCCCAGUGGGUGCCCCGUCCCUGGGGAGCCGCGCGGGUCCCUCGGGGUCCCCUCGGGAAGCAGCGCCCGCGCCACGCCGAUGAGGACGGACCCGCCGGGACCUCGCUGCCGCUAGACCCGUCUGUGCGCGCCGCCGCCCCGCAAUGCUGACGGCGGUCUGCGGCUCCCUGGGAUCCCAGCCCUCGGACGCGCCCCGCGCCUCCCCGACCCACCUGGACCUGCAGCCGCUCCAGCCCUUCCAGCCCCACGGCCCCGCCGCGCCGGGGGCCCCCGACUUCGCCUCGCCGCUGCCGCCGCCGGAGCUGCCGCUGCCGGGGCCCGACGACGCCGCCGCCGCCGCCGCCGCCGCCGCCGCCUUCGCCGCCCCCGGCGCCUACGAGCCCCAUGGCCCCCCGAGGUUAGAGCUGCCCCCCGACGGCCCCGCCGCCUCCGGAGCCUACGCCAAGCUGCUGCCGGCCGCCCCGGACAUGGCGCAUCCCUACGAGCCCUGGUUCCGACCCCCGCACCCCGGCGCCCCCGGCGAGGAGGGCGGAGGUGUCAACUGGUGGGACCUCCACGCCGGAGCCAGCUGGAUGGAGCUGCCCCCCGGGCAAGGCGGGGGGCUGCAGGUGCCCGCGCACCCCGGGCUGCCCGCGGCCCUGGGCGGGUACGGCGGGGGCGAGCACCAGCUCUGCGCGCCCCCCGCCCACCUGCUGCCCCCGCCCGCGCAGCAUCUCCUGGCGGCCGAGGGGGUGAAGGCGCUGGAGGGGCCCCCGGAGCCGCGGGGGCCGGAGGCGGAGGGCGGGGGGCGGCCGAAGGGGGCCCGGCGGGCCGUGCCCAGGGGCGGGGGGCAGGCGGCGUGCCGCUGCCCCAACUGCCAGGAGGCGGAGAGGGGGGGCCCGUGCCCCGAGGGGGUGAAGCGCAAGCACCUGCACAACUGCCACAUUCCCGGCUGCGGGAAGGCGUACGCCAAGACCUCCCACCUGAAAGCCCACCUGCGCUGGCACAGCGGCGACCGGCCCUUCGUCUGCAACUGGCUCUUCUGCGGCAAGCGCUUCACCCGCUCCGACGAGCUGCAGCGGCACCUCCAGACCCACACGGGCGCCAAGAAAUUCUCCUGCCCCGUCUGCGGCCGCGUCUUCAUGCGCAGCGACCACCUGGGCAAGCACAUGAAGACGCACGACGGCGGCAAGGACGGGGCCGAACCCGAGGGCAAAGGCGCCGGGGACCCGUCGGCCGCCAAGGGAGGCAAGAGGGAGUCGGAGGGGGGCACGGCCGCCCCCACAAACUGAGCCGCUGAGCCCCGGGGGGGACACGGAUGGAGGUGGGGCGGGGGUGGCCGGAGGGGACCCUUCGGGGCCGGUCUCCGAAGGGAUUUAGGGCGGGGGUGGGCGCAGGGCUGGCACCUUGUGCUGGGAGCGGUGGCGAGGCCGGGGACAAGGCUGGUGGCACGGCCCCGUCCCCCGCUGCGGCGUUGGGGAGCGCCGCAGCCGGAGCUGCCCCGCGGCGGUUUCACUUGUCCCGCUCCCGCUCUCCCGCCCCGGUUCUUCCCCCCCUCCCCUCCCCGAUCCUCCCCGAUCCUCCCCCGGCUUCCCAAAUCUUUUUUUUUUUUUUUCGGGAGGCUGCUGGCAGGCGGCGGGGCUGUUUGGGAGGAACAUCAAUGGGAGCCGAAGGAGCAGGCGCUGCCCGGGCACGUCCAGCCCAAAGGGGAGGAAGGAGAAGGAGAAAGGGAGAGAGGAGGAGAAAGCCGGGAGCCUCCGCUCGGAGAGGGCGGCCGCAGCCCCCCGGCCCCCUCCCCACGGUCCCCUCCAAACUGUGGCAUGCGGGGCUCGGCCCCCAGCCCGUGCCAGCCCCGUUCUCUCGUCACCCACGAGGUUUUGGCACAGUCUCCCACGGGCGGCACGCGAGGGGUCGGGGGCUGGCGACAUCCCCCUGCCCCAGCUGGGGAUGCUGAGCUGGCGGGGGUCCCCCACCCCUUGGAACCCCGCUUUGGCCGGGGGGGCUUGAGGAUGCGAAGCCCGGUUUUUUUUUUUUGGCCUGAAUCGUGGCUAAAACGGGGGAAAACGGAAGAAAGGAAAACAAAAAAAGAAGUCCUGCGUGAAUGUGAGCCGUGGGGGGCUGCGGGGGCCGCGGCGGGCGAGCGGCGGGCGGCGGGCGGUUGCCCAAGCGCACACCUGCAGCUUUCCCACACCCACCGCCGCGGCCCCGGGCGGGAAGCACCGGGGCGGCCGCGGGCCCGGGAGAGCCGGGACGGCCGCAUUCCUCCGGCCUGGCACGGCCGCGCUGCCCGCCCGCCGCCCCGAGACCCCCGCCCGCCCCCCCGGCACCGCCCCUCCCUGAGGGGCAUCCCCCACCCCGGGCGAGCUGCCUGUGCCCCCUUGUCCCUUCUGGGGACCCCACUGGGGACCGCAGCCAUCCCCCUGUCCCCUCAGGGACCCCCGCUGUCCCCUCCGUGCAUGCUGCCUGUCCCCCUGUGGCCCCGUAGCCGUCCCUCCCCGGGAUCCUGUCGUUCCAGGGAACUCUGCCUGGCCCCCCGUGCAUGCUGCCCGUCCGCCCGGGGACCCCAUCGCUGUCCCUUCCCAGGUCCCUGCACCUCCGGGGGACACCCCGCGGUCUCCCCCACCAGGGACCCCGUAGUUUUUUCUCCCCUGGGGUCGCCCCCCUGUCCCCAGGGCACCCCGUAUCUGGCCCGCACCCCUGGCUGGGGGUCCGUGAACCUCGGUUUUUAGAUCUUUUGGGGUCUUACACCCCGAUUUUGGCAGAACCCCUUGGACACAGAAGGAGACGCUAAAGCCGGGACCUGGGAGGGGGAGGGGGGUUUGGGGGGG